GAAACCGCGUCAUGGAAAGCAAGAAAUUCUACACAGUCUAUGCCCAACUUGAACUUUGCAUCAUGUGACCCUCUGUGAUCUCAGCAACCCACACUGCCUCCUUCUUUAUUAUUCCCUUCCCUCCUCUCUCUCUCUCUCUCUUUCUCUCUCUCUAAUCUACAAAUAUUUCACUUCAGAUCCAUGUCCAAACCAAACCCACUAAGCUUCUGGGUCUUUGGGUCUUCCUCCCUUCCAAGUAUAUGUCAGAUUGGUUGGGGCACACCUAAGUGACAAUAGCCAUAUUGAUAUUGUCCAAAUAUGGCUCCAUCAGUGUACUUCCCACCCCGCAGAAGCCUGCUCCUGGCUCUCCACCUCGUUCUGUUCCUCUUCGCCUCCGGGGCUCAUCGGCUCGAUGCCAGCUCGGGCUCUUCGGAGGCUCAGGUUCGAGGCGAGAGGCUGGUCCGCGGAUUCAGAGGUCGGAUGCUGUUGGAAAUGGAUGAAUUGAAAGAAGAGGAGGAAGAGCCAGUUGUGCCCAAGAAGAAAGUGAAACCCCCCAUUGCCAACAACAAGUCUUUGUCCCCGAAGAACCAAACCAAGUCGGCCGCCAAACAGCCCGAGGAUGGCCUUUCCCUGAAGAACCAGACCAAGUUGCUCAAACCCAACAAUGGCAUAUCCCCCAAGAACCAAACCAAGACCCUCCUCAAGCUCGCCAAUUCGACCAAGCCGAAAUCGUCCAACCUUGGAGGAAGUGAGCUCAAGAAGCUCAACUCCACCUCCUCCCUCAAGCUCAAGAAGCUCAAUUCCACCUCCAAUGCCAAAUCCUCAAACUCCACGAAGGGCUCCUCGUCCUUUAACAAGAAGAACCAGCUGGAUCUGAUCAAGCUGGCCUCCCCCAAGAACAAGACCGCCAAGUCCGCAAGCUCCGAGGAACCCGAAAUCAAGAAAUCCCCCAAGAAGGCCCAGCCGGAAUCAGAGCAGGUCCCCAAGGAGACCAAGAUCCCGAAGCCGAAGCCGAAGCAGCAGCCCUCCUGGGUGGACCAGGAUGAGGACGAAGACCUCGCAUCGGAGUUCCGGGACCUCCCGACGCGUUUCCAGCAGACUCUGAUACCGGACCUCGAGAGGAUCUCCACCACAUCCAAGGCCUACCUCACCAAGGCCAACAAGCAGAUGACCAAGGGAUUCAAGCCGUAUGUUGGCAACAAGUACGCCCCGACAAUCGCCUCGGUUGUCUCCUGUGUUUUCAUCCUCAUCCCCCUCCUAUUGGUCUCCCUCAUCUUCAAUAGGAUCAAGGCCUACUUCUCCCUCCAGAGGCUCCUCAUCUUCGUCCAAAUCUACCUUUCCAUAUACUUUUCUAUUCUGUGCUUGUCGUCCCUCACCACCGGGCUCGAGCCGCUCAGGUUCUUCUACGCCACGUCACCGUCCACGUACGUGUGCAUACAGGUCAUGCAGACGCUCGGGUACGUGCUGUACCUGCUGAUGCUGUUGAUGUAUUUGGUGCUGGUGUUCUCGACCGACUGCGGGCUGGGCCCGAAGUUCCUUGGCCUGGCCCAGACCUUCGUGGGCUACGCCGUCGGGCUGCAUUACUACGUUGCGGUGUUCCACCGGAUGGUGCUGCGCCAGCCCCCCAAGACCAAUUGGAAGGUCCAUGGGAUCUACGCCGUGUGCUUCCUCCUGAUCUGCUUGUUUGCCCAGGCUGAGAGGCGGAAGAAGGCUUACCUGGAGGACGGCGGCGAGGAGGGCAAGAAGAGUUGAGCUAGCUAAUAUCGCAGCGGACCAACAGAUUCCGAAAGCAUGAACAGAUUUAUUCAAGUUAAGAGAUGUAUCUACCCGAACGUCAAAAACUAUAAGACCAUGGUCUCUGCCAAUCAUAAUUUCUCGCCCGCGUGCAAGAAGGGCUGAAGUAUGUGGAUAUCGACGCGACUGGGUGAGAUUCAUUUGAUACGUCGCCAUUAGCUUAGAAGAUGGGAGGUGUUAUUUCGAUUCAACAGUUGUAUAAUUUUUUGUAAUAAUUUGGCAAUGUAGCAUUGGUCAUAUGCCAAGUAACACAGUGACCAAAACAUUGCAUCUCAAUCAAAAAUCAAUGCUCUGGCAAAAAAAUAAAAAAUUAAUGCAGCAAGCUUUUGGUCCAUGUCAAGAAGAAGUUGACAUGGGACCCUUUUUCUGUUGUUAUCCUCCCUCUUUUUAUUUGGAUGAACAGUAUCCUUAAGCUUGUGUUCAA
Punica granatum (pomegranate) is the source of this 2197-nucleotide messenger RNA. The record is from RefSeq and is a predicted model, not a curated record. NCBI's taxonomy places the organism in Eukaryota, Viridiplantae, Streptophyta, Magnoliopsida, Myrtales, Lythraceae.